Armigeres subalbatus is the source of this 1241-nucleotide messenger RNA. RefSeq names its product ER membrane protein complex subunit 10 (gene EMC10). The coding region runs from base 466 to 1155 and encodes 229 amino acids. The record is from RefSeq and is a predicted model, not a curated record. Gene Ontology annotation, cellular component: EMC complex. The transcript has 4 exons. Lineage: Eukaryota; Metazoa; Arthropoda; Insecta; Diptera; Culicidae.
GGCAGUAUCAUUACUUGACACUGAUAGGUUACCAGAUUUGGUAGCACGGUAAGAGCGCUGGUAUUUGAUAAACUGUCAAGUGUCAAACGUCACCGGUACGGAAUACAGCAACCAAAUUGAGAGUCGAAAAUAGUGACUGAUACGGAAACAAGUAACGAAACUAAAAUGACAGCGCUGUGCGGGUGAUUAAAAUGCUUGCGACCGAAAUGAUGCUCUUAUUGCCACAAGGUUGAAGAUCUCAAUACAGAGCCAUUUUUCGGCGAAUCUCAAUUCGAACAUUCUGACUUCCCCUUAUAUAUAUGACAUAUGACAUAUUUCAAUUGGCACAUAAUUGGUAAAAACGAUAAAAAAAACAGUCCGAAAUUGUCUGAUGGCGAAGCUGUGCGCUGUCUCCAUCGUCUGAUUGACUAAUCUCCAGUUGAAAAAAUAGGCUUUUAAUUUUAUUUUACCAAAAAAUAAUCCAAAAUGAUCCGGAAAAUACUGUUUGCAAUACUGUGCAAUUUAAUCAUAGUUCUACAUGCGUCGCACCUCGAGUACGACGGAUGGCUCAACAUUGAAUUAUAUCACGCGCUGGAUGUUCAUGAACCGCAGAAAUUUACCCCACGGGGCAACAUUACCAUCACCAGCCUGAACAGUGGUGCUUCGUCCGUGUCGCAGGAACCGUUAACCGUCCACGAACGAAACCAACUCCGUAAAUUAGCUGAGGAAAAUCGCCUGUACAGAUUAGAGGCUCACGUCCUCGAAGCCGAUGGCACCCGGUCCAAAUUCUUGACCUCAACUAAAGCAUGCGCGUUGACAAAAUCCCAACUGGCCGACGUACUGUGGGUUUCGCUUGAUCACGCCGGAUCUGUUACGGCCAUCACACAAUCGGUCAACAAUGGUAAUACGAAUAACUGCCGUGACUUGAUCGCUCGGGACUUUGAGGCGCUGGACGAAUUCAAUACAGACGUGUACGUGAAACCGAUGGAAAAUGCCCCUAUUCCGGACACUGCCAGUUUUAUCCAGAAAAUGGAACGAGAACGGGAAGCUCGAGAGCGGGGUGAGACCAAGGAUAAUCGUGGCUUUUUCGCCAAAUAUUGGAUGUACAUCGUUCCGGUAGCAAUUCUGGUUCUCAUUUCAGGAGCUACCAAUCCGGAAGGUGCAGGAAACCGUUAAGCCCAAAGAAUAAGACAGCAUUUCAUGUUUUAAUUUAUUACAGUAGCAUUUCUCUUACUAUGAAAUAAAGUCUAGAUCGCUACACA